Messenger RNA from Perognathus longimembris pacificus (Pacific pocket mouse), 939 nucleotides. Its product is annotated as cardiotrophin-2. The annotation marks the transcript as partial. The record is from RefSeq and is a predicted model, not a curated record. The transcript has 2 exons. Lineage: Eukaryota; Metazoa; Chordata; Mammalia; Rodentia; Heteromyidae.
UUUCUUCUGCCAGCCCCCAUCUGUUUCCUGAGCCUGGUGUUGCCACCCCUCAGUCCAGCAGCUCCCAUCUCCCCAGCGGAGCCCAUCAGUCAAGCUUAUAGCCUGGCCCUCUACAUGCAGAAGAACACAUCAACACUGCUGCAGACCUAUCUCCAGUACCAAGGCAGCCCCUUCAGUGACCCUGGCUUCUCAGCCCCUGAGCUCCAGUUGAGCAGUCUACCACCUGCUUCAGUCUCCUUCAAGACCUGGCAUGCUCUGGAUGAUGGGGAGCGGCUGAACCGUGCCCAGGGAGCCUUUCUGGCCUUGACUCAGCACCUCCAGCUCGUGGGAGAUGACCAGAGUGACCUGAAUCCUGGCAGCCCCAUCCUGCUGGCUCAGCUUGGAGCUGCAAGACUCAGGGCUCAAGGCUUGUUAGGGAACAUGGCUGCCAUCAUGGCUGCCCUGGGCCUGCCUAUCCCCCCAGAAGAGGAUACACUGGGAGUUGUUCCCUUUGGAGCCUCUGCCUUCGAGAGGAAAUGUCGAGGCUAUGUAGUGACUCGGGAAUAUGGGCACUGGACAGAUAGAGCUGUGAGGGACUUGGCUCUGCUCAAAGCCAAAUACCCAGCAUAAAGGAACAGGAUUUCCUGUGAAAGGCUACAACACUUCUUUCACAAUGGACUUAUCUGCCUUCUAGGAUAAAGAAAACAAAAAGGAGCUGCAUCUUAUUUAUACACAGGGCUGUAUGCCUUUUCUUUGGGAAUAUUUCCUGGAAGCUAAUUCAAUAUUCCUUAUUGCCUGGUCCUUCCCGCCCAGGUCCUAUGGCCUCCCUUCCAGAUCUAGGUGGGCUCUACUUAUCCUUUUUGUGGACUACCAAUUCAGUGGUACCCAGUUUCCUACUUUCUGCUUAUAAAGAGCAGCCUCCUUGUCCAGGGAUUUUCCUGAGACUUUCCCUUUCCUGUA